Messenger RNA from Sceloporus undulatus (fence lizard), 1281 nucleotides. Its product is annotated as zinc finger protein 24-like. The coding region runs from base 241 to 1227 and encodes 328 amino acids. The transcript has 2 exons. Lineage: Eukaryota; Metazoa; Chordata; Lepidosauria; Squamata; Phrynosomatidae. The record is from RefSeq and is a predicted model, not a curated record.
AAGGGAACGCUGAAGGUUGGCGGCAAGCCAACAGGAUCCAGCUGAAGGGCAGAGGGGAUGUGAGAGGAGACCCCCAGGGGCCAGACCGGAGGUGGUUGAAAGUUUAUGUUUGUAAGAAGAGCUUGGGACUAAGUUGCAAAGUGUGUUGACUGGGCAUUAUUAAAGUUCCUGAUGCAAACACCCUUGCCUGUGCAAGUUUGUUACUCACGAGGAGUCAGUUUCCUAAGCUAGAGGCUCAGGAUGCAGCCGGCCACGCCUGCCCCGCCCACAUUGGUGGAGAAUGCGGGCAACGCCCCUAGGGCGGGGCCACGGCCUACCCAAGAACAGUUAUUUACCUGGUUCGGAGAGCAACAGCAACUUUUAAUGCAACAUGUCUCUGCCCAGCAAACGAGGGUUCUGGAGCAAGUCUGCUCGGCCCAACAAGCAGCCCAAGCGCAGUUAGUCUCUAAAUUGGCAGAGUUAUGGAGGUUACCACAAGCGCAAGCAGUGGAAGGCCGUGGACUAACCUGGACUGGAGGGUUGAACCCGCUGAAGUUAAUGAAAAUGGGCCCACAAGAUGAUGUGGAGGCUUUCCUAAACACAUUUGAACGAGUAGCCAUGGCAGCUCAGUGGCCUCAGGAGGAGUGGGCCUUAAUUUUGACACCUUGCCUGACGGGUCCUGCUCAAGAGGCCGUAGAUACCAUGGCUUUAGAGGAUGCCUGGGACUAUGAUAAGGUAAAGGCGACCAUCCUGCAGACCUUGAAUAUCUCAGAAGAGACUUAUAGGAUGCGGCUCAGAGACCUACAUUGGAAGGUGGGGAUGCAUCCCCGCACCUUGGGCCAGAAGAUACGGGCUAGCGGGCUAAGGUGGUUAAAACCGACGGAGAGAACGGCUGCAGAGGUAGCAGAACUCGUACUGGUAGAGCAAUUUGUGGGAGGUUUGCCUUGUCAGGCCCGGAAUUGGGUGCGGUGCCAUCGACCCAAAGACCUAGAGGCGGCAGUAGGCCUGAUGGAAGCAUUCACUUGUGCAGAGGAGAAUGAAGGGGCCAGACUUCGCAGAGGCCCUGAAGAUAUUCCCAUCCGUGGGGGACGGAGUCCAGUGGGAAGUGGGCGUGCUCUGGGAAGACCCGUCUCUGGCGGUCCGAGGGCCAGGGAGGAGCCCGCCCCACCAAAAGCUGAGGUAGAAGGAGUGAGACCAGUUACAGGUGGGUCAGAGGGCGUUGGUGUUGCUCCCGGCCCAGAAGGCUAAAUUGUUCGCUAGGUGGCAAGGGCCCUAUGAAGUGGUCAGGCGGGUGGGUCCAGU